Pelobates fuscus (common spadefoot toad) is the source of this 1744-nucleotide messenger RNA. RefSeq lists its product as uncharacterized. The record is from RefSeq and is a predicted model, not a curated record. Lineage: Eukaryota; Metazoa; Chordata; Amphibia; Anura; Pelobatidae. The transcript has 7 exons. Bases 48 to 1337 code for a protein of 429 amino acids.
ACUCCCUGAAUUAGCUCUCACUCUGGCUGAUCUGGCUGUACGGGACAAUGCUCGGCAGGCACGGGAAGCUGACACUAGGGGCGCUCUCCGGUGCAGAUAAUUCUAAGGACUGUGUGCUGGUUGGCACUAGUGCCGUAUAUCGGAAGCUCAUGGAUCCUAGCUUGGAUACCUGUAACAAUGUGGUACCUAGAUAUGACUGUGGAAAGCAUACAAAUAAAAAAGCUGCAGUGGCACGUGCACGGCUUGAGAAGUCUGAGUCAGAAGAUUCAGGGGUGGAACUGCCACCAAACUCACCUUUUGGAUCUGAGAAAAGCUACGGUCAGGAGGAACCUGAAAGCAUAGAUGUGGCAUACCCUGAGGAGCAAAAGCAUCUCAGAACCUCUGCUCGUAAGAAGUCAGACAGCUUUGUAGAUUCUUCUUCCGAGGAGACAGAUAUUGUGGACUUAACCGUGCCUCUUAAGAUUGAGAAGUUUAAGGUCCAUCGAUAUGGGGAUAUAACCCUACAGCGGGAGAGGGAUAUGUCAGGCUUGCCCCAUAAGCUGGAGCAGGCAGUGCUCCGGAGCAGGAGACAAAGGCUGAGCAGUCGAGAACCAACCCAGAACAGGACAAACUGGAGUAACAGACACUAUCAGGGUUCACUCAAAGAUCAACGUAGGGGGACACCGUUAUUCCACAAGACAAGAAGUCCAACCAGAUGUCACAAUGAAAAUGAGGAACAUGAUCCCUUACACCUGCCAGGAGAUGGCCUGCGUUAUCUGGAGAACCUUUGUGACAUGCUGGAGCAGAUAGCCGAACUACAGAAACAAAAUCAGAGGCUACAACAUGAGAAGAGACAGUCUCAGGAGAGACUGCACAACAUAGUACUGUUUAAUGAUUCAUGCCAGUGCAGCAGCUCCCAUUCCUGCAGAGUUACAGAGGGUGAUGCCCCUGAUGGCUCCCACCCGUGUAUAAGGACCUGGGAAAAUCAGAUUUAUAGGAAAAGGGCCAGUUCCCACACAGGCAUACUCAGGAAUUUUCAACAGCAACCAAGUAACAGGCUGAUUGAAACAGAUAAAACACAACCUCAUUUUGUUAGUGUCCCAAACCUGCAGGAGAAUAAUGCUCACAGCCGAGAUCAACGCAAGAUAGAGGUUUCACAGUGGGACAAAAUGAAGGAUUUGAUCUUCAAGCUGUCACGUAAAGCUUCAUCAUCAUCGGUGGGCUCGGCGUCUGCAAGCACUAGGCAUAAUUACAGGUCACAGAAUCAUUCUGAUGCUCCGUCCAAUGCUCCUCGAAGACGUUUCCUCCCCAGCCUGGUCAUUAGACCAUCCCGCAAACAGGGACAGCAGUACCGGUGAAAACGCUAAAAGAUCUUUGCCUGGUGGAACACAAACAAGGGAAUAAAACUGCCCAUAAGAAUGUAAUAACACCCUGCUCACAAUGCAUCCAGCUGUUACAGCGAUAUUGUCAGAUGACGAGGAUUAACAGCAGAAUCAAGUUGGGUGCGGGACCUGACUUGACACAUGGUGCACACAGCUUGGCCCAAUUCAUGUCUGUAUUCAGUUGGAAAGUGAGUGCAGACGGACAUGUUAUGAUAUGGAGCUAAAAUGGACUAGGAGAAGUAACUAAUUUCACUCAGUGAUAAUUUGAACACGAGGACUGAAAUACACAGAGGAGAAAUGUUUAUCUCACAUUGUUUAUAAACACCCAUUGUUAAUAUUGUAUACGUUUGUAAUAUGUAAAUACAGAUUAAGACUACCAUAUA